Molecule: messenger RNA, 4777 nt
Organism: Cuscuta europaea
Lineage: Eukaryota; Viridiplantae; Streptophyta; Magnoliopsida; Solanales; Convolvulaceae
Source: the annotation of a GenBank genome assembly
ACUUUCAGCCUCCUCAUUUGUCCGUACACCGAUCACCUUUCAGACCACCAGUUCUUUCGAUGGCCUCUAUUUUCACUCUGUUUGCUUGAUUCAUGUUUCAUCUUAUUUGUCUGUUAAACGUUUGUUCUUCCACUCACCAUCUUCAAUUAGUGUUUCCUCAUCUCACCACAUGGUUUUUAAACACCAUCAUCGAUUAUUCAUAUCGUCCUUUACCCGAAGUCAAUGGUAUUCUCCGAUGUUCUCUUAUUCCAUCAAGGCUGAGGUAAAACCGAAGGAUCUCAAACCACGUCUGCCUUUGUUUCAUGAUUCCGGUAUAUCCCCUGCAUCUUCGUUGUUUUAUCGUGAUUUUCUUGAACGGUUAUGUAAUUGGAUUUGCUUAUUGUUUUUUCAUGUAUGCACUCGUCAUUCUGACUAUUUACAUGUAUAGUUGCAUAUGAUUUGGAAAAAUAUUGCAUGUUUAAACAGAUUUAUAUUGUAGACUAAAUCUGUAUUUUGUUUCCACAAAAUACCUCUUUAACAGAUUCCUUUUACAUGUCUAAACCUAAACUACUCAAAUUUAUAUUUUUGCGUAUGGAAAUUUAAAUCUACUCAAAUUUAUAAAUAAUAUGCAUGUUUGGAUAUGAUGUAUACCUAUUUGUAUUUUUAAAUGCCAGCAAUUGUGAAAUUCUAUAUUUAACCUAGCUUCUAUCUAUUUUGUGAUACAUGCCGUUUUCGUUCAGACCCCAUAUAAAACAUGUAUUUUGAGUACACCUAUAGAUACUUUUAAAUUGAUUAAAAUAGUCUGUGAGAUCUGAUUUGUAUAACUAUUAGAAAAGUUUUUGCUUAAAAUAAUAUUAGCUGGAAAUGAUAUUUACAUUUCUAGAUUAGAGCAAUAGCUUGUAAAUUGAAGUGCCUAAACUACUUAAAGCAUAAUACUAAAGCUUUUGUUUUAAAAAAUGUAUGAAACCUUGUAUUUUAUUGAACUCCUGUGAGUCUAACACCAAGUGAGUCUCCUCAUAAUACUUUACAAAAGAUUUCUAGUUCUUUUUGGGUUUUCAAGUUCUUAGUGACAUUGUUCUGAAGUCCAUCUUCAUUUAGCUUUUAAAACAUCAAUGAGCAUACAAUGUUAAAAGUGUCAUUGUAUAUGUAUUACUGUAGAGUAUCAUUGUAUAUGUAUUACUGUAAAGUGUCUUUAAAGAACUGAUUACCUAUACUUCAAGCUAUUAACGAUACAACUAACAUUCAAAAAAAUCCUUUUUUUUUGUUAAAAUCUUAAACACAAUAAUAGAAAAGGCUUUCUAAAUCCACUUCUUUAUAAAAUAGUUGUGGGAUUGUAAUGGCUGUAUCAUCAAACCUAUAUCGUUACCCAUUUUGUGACCAAGAAUUAAUUUACUUGCAUGUGGUUUGAGUAUAAAAAUUGUUUCAUUAUCAAACACACUAAAACCUUUGUGAGCCUCAUAUGGAUUCUUGCAUAUGAUUCUGGCCCCUAACCAUAAGGCCGCCGGAUUCCCUGCCAGCCCCCUUAAUGGUCUUGAUAACAGAGCGGCCUCGGAGACCCCGGUGUGCAUAAGCCCAAUUUAUGAUGCUACAUGACUGAACACAUUUAUACAUGGUAAUUUAUCAUUCUGUACAUUGUUAUGAAGUAUACUUUUAUUUUUCUUUCGGUAAAAUUAAUAUAUAUGUAUAUGUGUGUGUGUUAAUUAUUUAUAUUUGUUUAUGAUUUAUAUAAAACUCAAUCAGGCCUGCUUAAUAGCCCUGGUAAAUAAAACAAUAUUUACCACGUCUUCUUUGUCACAGCCAACAUAAAUAUGCACAAUGUCAUGGGGUGUCUUAUUUAAAAAUCAAAACAUUGAUUAUUUCAAUAACAUGAGAUAGCCAAAACACUUCAAAAUCUUUCUUUGUUUACUAUUUUUAAACUCACAUGUGUUCCUCUAAUAGAGGUCAGGUGGAUGACUUGUCUUCACAACAUCAACUCCAUGUUCUUAUUUUUUGCUUGUACAAACCCAAUUGCAUCAUCUUGAUUGUAGAAUGAAUCCUCCCUCCUUGUCAUUUACAAUGAAUGUUAACCAUUGGUAAACCCAACGUUAAUGUAACUUGAAUUGAAUUUGCUUUUAUUUUCUAGAAAGCAUCAAGGAGCAUAUAUAAUACCUCUUGUCAUGGAAAACAACUGCUAGAGUUUACCCAUCAUUGGAAAGAGCCAGAACUUCAAAUCCCCUCAUGACCUUCAGUCUCAAAGCCUAGUUCAGUUUAGUGUGAUCUAUAUCGUGUAAAAUGUUUUACUUCGGUAGCAUUGCAUUUCAAGUACUUAUUUAACAAACUUUAAGCAUACCACAAUGAUUUGAAGCAUACCUCUUAACCUCUCACCUAGAAGUUUUAUAAACUAAUGUUAUAACACUACCAUUUGUGGUGUGUCUAGAAAACCCUCCACUUGGAUAUUUAGUGGCUGGUGAGAGAAUAGUUUGAGGCAAUUGGGUAUUAUCCAAGGGAUAAAUACCCACUCGAUCUUUAUAUCGGGAUGUUGGCAUACAGAAGUUUAAUUGUAAUGUAAAGAUAGUACAGUGCAUUCAAUGUUUGGGUGGCACAAGAAUUGCAUUUGGGAUUUUUUUGUAGCCUCUAAGAUUUGAAGUACAACUUACUUCCUUUUUUUAAUAAUCACAAAAUCAUAUUUUCGAAAAGCUGUGGAGAGGUACGAAAAUCUUCUACAUCAUAGUACAAUUCAUUAAAUGUUUUUGUGGCUCAAGGCUGCAUGGAGACUUUCUUUGUGAUCUCCUGAUUGAAAAGUACAAAUUAGGAUAUAUUUUAAUUCAUAAAAGCAGCAAUGGAUACCGGGCCAGCUUUAAAGCUGUCAGUGGGUUGCUACAGACUUGUUUCUGCACCCAUGGAUAAUCCGACCUGACUCGUUACUGUACAGUGUUUGGGCAGGAACACUGUAUAGUUUUUCUCUUGGCUAUGUAUAAUAGAAGAUAAUUGGAAUAAUAAAUUCUUAUCUAAAGCGGGAAAGGAGGUGCUUUUAAAAGCAGUGAUUCAGGCUAUGCCUACGUACUCUAUGAAUGUUUUUCUUUUGCUUGUUGACCUGUGCCGGAAAAUAGAAAACAUUAUGAAUGGGUAUUGGUGGAAGGGCAAAGCAGGAAAAGGGAUACUUUGGAAGGAUUGGGCCUCUCUUUGUGUGCCAAAAACGGCAGGUGGUCUGUGUUUUAAAAGGCUCCGAGAUUUUAAUUUAGCUAUGUUGUCAAAGCAAGCUUGGAAAAUCUUUACGAACCUCGAGUCGUUGGUGGGCCGAGUGUUUAAAGCGAGAUAUUUUCCAAAAGGAGAUUUUCUCAAAGCAAAACUAGCGAAUAGCCCUUCUUUUAUCUGGCGCAGUCUUAUUCAUACUCAGAAUAUUAUCGGGGAAGGCUACUACUGGAGAGUGGGAGAUGGACAUUCUAUAAAUAUUAUUUGGGAGGAGCUGUGGUUGCUGGAUAGGGGAAAUUCGAGAGUCAUAACGGAGAAGCUUGAAGGGUUAGAUCAUAUUUUGGUGGCUAACUUAUUUGUCACCAAUCAACGGGAGUGGGAUUUGGAUGUUGUUGCUGACAUUUUUGGGGCCAGAGAUGCGGCUAUUAUCCGAGGUAUACCUGAGUAAGGGCCCAACAAGGGACUCUUUGUGUUGGAGAUGGGAGGAGAAUGACAUAUUUUCAGUGCGGAGUUGCUACCGAAACUUGAUGGGGGAGUGUGGUGGGCAAUCGGGAUUCGAAUGGACUGACAUGUGGAAGGUCAAACUUCCACCUAAAAUUAAAAUGUUUUUUGGCAGGUUUGUAGCGGUUGUCUUCCUUUGAGGCAAAAUUUGCAGGUUCAAAGAGUGGACUGUCCGGGGCAGUGCGGGCCUUAUAACGAAGCUUUGGAAUCUGCGGAGCAUAUUUUCCAGCGGUGUGCUAUGGCUCUUGAUUUGUGGAUGGAGCUUUGCUGGCAAUGGAGUUCCGGGGAUGGCAGCCCUUUUACUGAGCAGGUUAAUGGGGAAUUCCGGCAGAAGAGACAAGAAGACUUAGAGCUACUAAUGUGGGGCUGCUGGGCUCUUUGGAAUGAACGCAACUUGCGAGUCUGGGAGGGGAAGAGAUCUUCGUUGCAGCAGGUUACCAGAAGGGCAAGAUCUUCGGUUGAUGGGUGGAAGAAGGCGCAAGGAAGAGCUGCUGAAGGAAGAAGACAACAUGCUGGAGCAAGGAGCAGAGUCGUUUGGUGUAGACCUGGGCCGGGCGUCUGGAAAUUAAACGUCGACGCGGCUACUGGGGUGCAUAAUGGCGGGAUAGGUUAGUGCCUUCGGGACGAGAAAGGUGACUUCAUUGCAGGAGCGGCCAGAAAGUGGCCAGGGAGGUUGACACCGCUGAUGGUAGAGAUGGUCGGCAUACGUGAGGCUUUGAGCUGACUUAAAGACUUUGGGGGCUCAAUGAUCGAGGUUGAAUCAGACUCAGCAGGAGUGAUAUCAGAAAUCUUGAAUGGUUCGAGCUGUUCUGCUAUGGGUUUACUGAGAGAAGACAUCAGUGAUUUGAUGAAUUUUUAUUCGAGCAUUUAUUUUAGUCAUGUUAAGCGGUCAGCGAACAAGCCUGCUCAUUUCUUUGUCUGAUUCGCAAUUUUGGGUUAAUCCAUUUCUUUCAAAAAAAAAGAAUUAAGAGAACAUCAAUUUAACGCCCUCUCAUUUGAUUAAUGGUAAUACUGUACACAAUCUUGUACUAAUCCUCUUAUCAUGUUGAUAUUUUACCAUGAAACUUCGAGUAUUAACAUGCAUGGUAUCAAAGUCAGAUUCAAUUGUGAUUUGAUUGUUAUUUAG